Messenger RNA from Aplysia californica (California sea hare), 3982 nucleotides. RefSeq lists its product as uncharacterized. Bases 730 to 1692 code for a protein of 320 amino acids. Lineage: Eukaryota; Metazoa; Mollusca; Gastropoda; Aplysiida; Aplysiidae. The record is from RefSeq and is a predicted model, not a curated record. The transcript has 2 exons.
AUCUCCCCCAGCCCCACCGCGCCGCUUCAUACAUAACGUUUUGCUUCUGUUACGUUGAAAACACGUUGUGGUGUCUUGUGGCUGAAUUUCUUGCCCUCUCUGCUUGAUUGAAUGAGACCGCGGUAUCUAGGUGUUUUUAAUUCUUCUUCCAAGACGUGUCUGGGACGUUUUAUAAAGCUUCGCUGCCACAACCAAGUCAACAUUCGACAUAACUCGUUACAAGCUGGAUGUGCUUCGGUGUCUCUUUGGGACCAAGUUUCUGUUUAUGAUUGAAAUUAGGAGACUGAACUAAUUUGACGGUGAUUGGAUUGCGGUGUGGUUCUAGUUUUGGACCUCCUAGAUCUACAUCUCAAGACUUCUAUUGGGCAUCUUUUUAACAGUGCUCAGUAAUUCGGUGGUUCAUAUUUUUUUCACAAAAGUUACAAUACUGACCGAUAUUAUUACAUACCCAACGUUGUGACAACAUACUGGACUGUUCAACAACUGGAAAGGCUGCUGAACUUUUGCUCGUCAAGAAAAGAAAGAAAUUUGUCGAUUUACUGUUUCCCGUGUUUCCUGUUCAUUAUCACAGUUCUGUGCUUUGAGAUUACACUCGACAAGAUCUCAAGAAACAGCUAGUGAAAUCAGAGUCAAAUAGGAGCCGAAAAGAACUCGUUUAACUGAUCCCGACAUCUUGAUAGAUUUGAACUUAAACCUUCUGUGUAAGAGUGUGAUGCUCUUUUUUUGAACAUGGGUGUGAUCAGAGUUAUGGAUCCCAUCCAGCCCUACACCAUCUCGCUCGGCGGUGACUUUGAAGGCAACUUUAGACAUCAGAUUUCAUCCGUGGUGGACAUGAUUAUAGCUCGGAAGAUGCGUGUGAGCGUUCCAGAAACGUCCCGCCUGGCAGUACAGCCUCUCGGAUCGUCCCAGGCCUCCCCUGGCCCCCAGGUUAUGCCAGUAGCAUCAGCACACAGCGCCCCGUCGUUGUCGUCGGAGGACCAGAUGGCCCCCGCUGCCCACCACUUGUCCCGCAGGUACUCCAAGCCACAGGCAGACGAGGAGGGGGACGUGGCUGAGGUCAGUAACCAGCUCCUGAGCCGGUUCUCACAGACUGUGACUCUCUCCACUGGGCGCUUGCUGCGACGGGGCUCAGGACACAUAAAUCUCUACGAGAAAAGCUCAGCCCAACUGCAAGAGACGAGUAUUCCGGAGGCUGGUGAGCUGACGAGCCGCGUAUCGGUGAUGCCCCGUUCAUCUCUCACCCGUGGCAGUUCAAGCCCUAACCUCCAGGGUAUGGCUCAGUCUGCGGGUAUGGGAGGUAGCAACAACAGCGGUGGGGGUCUCAUCUCCCGCUACCUGCGUCGCCGAGGCUCGAUGGACACAAUACUCCCUGCCUCGGCACUACCCACAGAGAGUGCCGUCGACCAGGCUAGCCUUGCCCUCGUCCCCACCACCUGCAGCUCUAGUUCUCCUGACGUCACUUCCUCUUCCUCCUCCUCGUCUGUCACGCAAUACUCGCCCAGCGGGAGGUCUCUCCGAGAAACGCCGUUGAUAGAGGAGCCGUCUGCUGCCGCCAUGACACCCCCUGCCCCCAGGCUUGGCCUCCUCUCCCGCACUCGUCAGUUUGGUGCUUGGAUCUCAAAGGCUACAGAGGGAGAGAAAGUGGAAGUGUCACAGAAAGAUUUGAACACUAUUGUGCCCAACUCUUUCUGAAUGUCUGAGUACUGAGUUGAUCGCAAAAGACGAUACAUGAUGUUCACGUCAUACCAGUUUUCAGACUAACAAUUGUUUGUUUUUUCUUUUUCUUUAAGUAAGAAGUGGUGGGUAACUACACAGAGGUAUGAUAUAAACACAGUCUUGGAAAUGUUUGUGUUUUUAUUCAGUGCUACUUCUUUUUAAAAUGAUAGGCUUGCUGCAUUGAUGACAGAACACUGUCCCCCCAAAAGAAUUUUUUAAAGAUAAAUUUGCCCUGGAUUUAUGAUGAAACGAAAUUGUGAACACGUUUGUACCCCUGCCUUUUACUUUUGUCCCUUUUAUGUAAUGAUUUGAGGGAACUUUCUUAUAGCAAAGAAGGCAAAGACGCCAAGGAGAUUUACUGUACUUUACUUUAAGUUUACAUUUACUAUCCUCUUGAACUUGAACAGCAAGAUGUCGAGGGGAGAUGUAAUAGUAAUAGUUGAACUUAUGCCAAAUAUGUUGCAUUUUGGAUCGUCAUUUUGUUCCUUCUGAGGGUCUCUUUCUAAGGAAAUAUCAGUGCAAAGAAUGGAGAGAGAUGAGGUAAACCAAGUUGUAUUUGACAGUGGUAUGGUCACAUGUAUAGUUCUUGCCCAGUUUUUAAUGUCUUUUUUUUAAAUACUAUUUUCAUAUAUUUUCUCAACUUCCUGCCAUUGUGAUAACAGUAGAAGAUGUAUGUUGUGAUAACAGUAGAAGAUGUAUGUUGUGAUAACAGUAGAAGAUGUAUGUUGUGAUAACAGUAGAAGACGUAUGUUGUGAUAACAAUAGAAGAUGUAGGCCUAUGUUCCUCAUUGCUCCUACUGUCUGAUGAUUCUUGUGCCAGCAAUAGGGGUGCAAUGUUUUAUUGUUCAAUGAUUCUCUUUGCCCAUAAUUUCUUCCUAGGAAGCUGAACAUGUAGGCCUACUGAUUACAAUCUGCAACUGUACGGGUACAGUGUAUUGUAAAGCACACAGAGACUUCUUUUCAGUAGGGAUGCAGUCUUUUAUCAGUACUGAUAUUUGAUAAUUGUGGAGCAAUGGUUGACAGUUAGAAGGUCUAGGGACACUGCCUGCUUCAGGUUUUUAAGUGCACUAAGAUGGAAAUUCUUUUUGUCUUCUCUGAAACUGUGUUGGGUUUUUUUCAUUAAUUAACUGAAAUUUGUUCAGGUGAUCUGAUCAGUCAGUAAUCUCACCUUUAAUUAAAUGGCAUCCUUUUUGCUGUAUUUAGUGUCAAGAUUUGUAAUUUGUGUAUUUUUAUAUGUCAUGUUAGCCCUUCAUAUGUUGUCAUCUAUAUAGACAUGUAUGUAAUAGUUCUUUUGGAGGUGUCUGAUUUAAAGUUUGUAAAAAUAACAUGAUAUGAAUUAAAUGGGGUAAAAGUACAAUUUAUUGUCUGAAGGUGAAAAAUACAAACAGUUUGUUGGGGGGGGGGGGGGGGGGGGAUUUUGCUUUUUUGGGGGAAAGUGUCAUAAUUCUAAUUUGAGGACUUUUAGUGCAGACACUUUCUGUGAAAUAUGUUUAUAUAUAUUUAGACUGCAACAACUUUUUUUUUUUAAAUGCUCAAAGUACUGAGUAUUUGACUCUGCACAAGGUCAGUCACAAUACUUUUUUUGUUGGCAGAGACUUAAAUCUAACCACGAUGAUACCCCACAUUCUUUAGUUCAAAGUGUUACUCUGCUGUUAGUUACUCCACACUUCUUUACUUCUGAAAGUGUUUUUGUUCAGUUUGUACAUAGACAGCAGGAGUAGGAUACUUUCUGCUCCAGAUCCGUUCUCUGUGAAUAGUACUAGUACUGUGAUGCGCAAUCUCAUGACUCUCAUACUCAUGGAAAUUCCCACUGUACGUGAAACAAUGUGAGUAGACAAGGCCAGUAACUGUUCUUGAACCGCAUUUACUCUGAAAUUCUCGUGACUUUUUAUAUUUUUUCAUCACAUAUGUUCUUGCUAAGAUGCACUUGUACACGAUAUGUAAUAUAAUGCCAAUGGUAUGUUUACAUUAUAAUCAAGUGUGCUAGUGAAAAAGUACAAUGUUAUUGAAUUGAAGUCAUAUUUAAGUCUUCCUGCAUGUGCUCACAAUUUCAUUUGGUCAUUCUCAUACUCAUUACAAGUCAAGAAAAACUGACUCAUAUUUUUCAUGUUAUAUUUGUCAUUAUCAUGAUGCCUGCGCGAUGGGCAAACUCAUAACUUUUUCCACAGAUUGUAUUAUGUUGCACAUAAGAAGGAAAUCCAAAAUGUGAUAUAAUGAAAUAUGAAUGUCAAUAAUGAAAUACAAUUGAGAUGAUAUGUCAAUACAC